CUCGCACGCGCCGUCGUCGGCCGGCUGAGCGAGACAGCGCGAGUCGUGGACAUGAGGAGGCCGCGGAGCCCUCGCGCAAAGGGACACAGGACAGACGCUCUCGGACAUCGGGCGAGAGCGGGCGGCCGGCCGCGCACCUGCCUCGCACCGAUUCGCACGCGCGACGUGCUCGAUCGCGAGACGCUACUUCGAUAUAUCGUAAACACAAGACAACUGUUAACAUUUUAAAAUUAUUUUAUGUUGGUGUUAUUUUUGGCGUUAAUUUAUACGGUGAAAUAUACAAUUAUUUUCACCGGGACAAUACAGAUUAUUUUGUUUUUUUGGACAGUGACUAAAAUUUUCGUUUGAUCGGACUGAAUAGUGAAGAAGUUUAAACAGAUGAUAUUUAAUGAAGUGUGACCAAAUGAAACGUUUACCGAAUCGCAGGAUCGCCACUAGGUGUGGAUAGAUUAGAUAGGGCACUGAGACGCUCAUUCAAGUGUUGAUAAGGCCCUCUUUAUGACCAGUCGAUUUUGGCGAGCAAACAUUCGGCUGACGUGUGAACUGAAUCACCACAACAUGAAAAGGAAAAAGUAAGAUAAAAAAGUUGGAUAUUAAUUCGUGAACUAUGAAAAAAUUAAGAAGAUGACUAAAAGUUUUAUUCAUGUUUACCGUCGGACAUUCAAGGGGGGAUUUAUGAUAACACGACCUCCGUUAUCAAUAACGUUUUAGAAAUAGGACGAUAAGCCGCUGGACCGACGGCGGCACGUGUGAAGUGAGCUAAAGAACUGUCGUAAGAUAGCAAAGAUAUUUAGAUAAAAAAUUCCGAGGAUCAAGAAGUUGUUGAAGAUCUAAAAAUAGGUGACCAAAUCAAGAUGAGAAUCAAGAUGCCAGCUGUACGCAUCGCGCAAGCGGAUGCGGACAGCGCGGCAGAAGGUGGCGGGUCCCCCGUACCAGGGGUGCCUGCAGACACCCUGACCUGCGGAGCCUGUCGCAGGGCCUUCGCCCUUGCAGACAUUGUACGCUUCAUUCAACAUAAAGUAUCCUCCUGUGAUAAGGAUCUCACGUCCUACCACUGUUAUAGUGCUGGACCGAAUUCCGAUCCCGAAGAUGGUUCAAGACCAGGCCAGGUCUCGAGCGGGAGUACCAGCGCGCGGAGGCCAUCGCUUCUCACAGCAAGAAGGCCUCCAAGCAGCAGAGUCCAUACUCCUCCCCUCGCCAGUCCUUCUAUGGCACCUCCCGACCUUUUAGAAGACGGAGGAGCAUCUAGCACACCUAAGAGGCUUUUAGAUGGCGAUGUCGAAGUUUCAACGCCUAAAAGGCGAGCGUCAACAUCACCGAUGCCAUCAAGUUCCCCGGACGAAGACAUUAAACCGAAGAUCAAACAAGAACACAUGGACACCACAGGGUCACCUGAAGACCAAAAGAAAUCUAGGACUGAAGUUGCCGACGCAGAAUCGAAUACUAUGCAUAGUGAACCUAGCAACUACGUGUGUUCGACGUGCAAAGCACGAGUGCAUUCCGCAUGGAGACUGCUACAGCACGUACAACAUGUGCACGGCGUCAAGAUCUACGUAGAGGCGAUGCCCCAGCAGCAACCCAGCAAGCAGAACCACUCCACGUCGAGUACGUCUUCAUCGAGCUCAGGCUGUUCGUCCACGGGCGCACCGCUUCCGCCACCUUCCUUACGCCAUCACCCUUUAUUACCACCUCCAGACAUGCAUUCCCCUUUUGGAGUUGGUGGUUUACUCAGGAUGCCAUUACCAGGCAGCUUACCGCCACUGGCUCAUCCAUCAGUUCCUCCUACGCCUCUUUUUGCAAGGCCAAAUCAUCACGAUCACCGAUUUAGAAUGGAACAACUAGUAUCAGAACAGUUUCGUCAUCAUGGUCUCAACCUUGCGGCAGCAGCUGCUGCAGUGGCAGCGAACUCACUGCCACCACACCAGACCUUCCCAUCGCCGGCAGACCGACCUCCGGUAGUUCCUACAUCGUUAUCGGGCCGUGACAGAGCCCCACCCGUAUCUCAACCUCUUUCACUUGAACCCCAGCUGGAUUUUUACUCGCAGCGCUUGCGGCAACUGGCCGGUACGACCAGUCCAGGGGCGGCCACAGGCAAUUCCAGCUCUCCUAGCCCCAGGAAGCAUUCGCCUCCGUUCGCUUCCCCGUCGCCCUCCAGAGUCGGACAGACUCCUCCGGUGGGCGCCGGACCCGGAACGGUGGAUGCGCCUCGAGAAGCUACGAGACCGCACAGUUCAACUUCACCCGAACGUCGAAUUGAACCACUAGCCGCUGACGCACCGCCAACAGAGCGCCCUACGUCAACGCCGCCUGCGAAACGUAAUACAGAUGAAGGGGUUCAUUCUUGUGAAUUUUGUGGCAAGAAAUUUAGAUUUGAAAACAACCUAAUAGUUCAUCGUCGCUCACACACAGGUGAGAAACCAUUCAAAUGUACAGAAUGUGAUGAAGCUUUUGAAAAAGCCUCUAAAUUAAAGCGACACAUGAAAAUUCAUAGAGCACCAGAUGCCAAUACGGAAGAUGGUGAAUCUGGUGGUGAUACCGGAGAAGACGAUUCUGAUGAUGAAUUAGAAGACGAGGAAUUAGAUGGGGAAGAAGAAGAAGAAAAUGAGGAUGGAGAUGACGUUGAAGAGGCGGAAGAUUUAACUGUCUCAAACAGCAGUGCACCAUCUGCUCCAACCAGGAAACAGACUCCUAUAAUGCCAAAUAAUGCACCAAGUGCAUCUGUUGUUGGUGAAUUGAUGGACAAAUUCGGACUAUCAAAUAUUGCUCAAUACAGUGAAGCUUUUAAACAAGCUUUGCAAGAAUCAGGGAAUUCUCUGAAGUGGCAAUUAGCUAAGGAUAGAGAUAAUAACAAUGGACCUCCGAGUGAUAAACCGAAUGGCAUGCCACCAACCGCUGCAUUGCGUUUAAAAGAGGAGUUUGCGAAGAUGCCUCCUCAACCUCAUCCACUUUUUAACCCUUUUGAGAACCCUUUCGAAGCGUCCAAACGUAUAAAAUUGGACAUGGAUAGGGGUGAAGGGUGGUGGUUACCAACCUUGCAUGCGCAAAGGCCGCCAGAAAACAUAUUUGAUGGCCUCAAAAACAGCGGUAACGGGUUAUUACAGAACCCUUUAUUGAAAUCGAAAGAGGGACGGCGUAAUGAUACCUGCGAGUUCUGCGGGAAAGUUUUUAAGAACUGCUCAAACUUAACAGUUCACCGGCGCUCCCAUACGGGGGAGAAGCCGUACAAAUGUGAACUAUGCUCAUACGCGUGCGCACAGAGCUCCAAGCUCACGCGGCACAUGAAGACGCACGGACGACUGGGCAAGGACGUUUACCGGUGCAGGUUUUGCGAGAUGCCCUUCUCCGUGCCGUCGACGCUUGAAAAGCAUAUGCGAAAGUGUGUUGUGAAUCAAAGUAAUGGUGCUCCCUUAGCUCUUUCCGAUGACUCUAACGCGUGCCGUGACGAGGCUUCGUGACUCUACCCGUGGGGCGGGCUCCGCCUGCCGCCGCCCGCGCCGCCCAGCCAGAUCUUCUAAGGUCUGCUCCGGUCACGUGUAUCGUCGCGUUACCACAGAAAGUACGCAAGAUAUGAACGUUCGCGUAGACCGGACCCAGGCCGAGUUAUGUUCAAUUUCUAGUGUUAAGGAUUGAAUAAUGGCGAUAUUAUUGUUUAUACGCACGCAAUAUGAGCCCAAAAGUUUGCACCGAAGGGCAUUAAUUUAGUUACUGUACUCGUAUUGUAACAUAUCUUCUUCGUACUGAACAGUGUUGAUUCCCGUUGCAUUGUUGAUGUUAGUUUUCUAUCAUUUUGUUCGUUUGAAGCUGUAAGUACGUCUGCGAUUUUAUGUUAUGUUCUCUCGAUCUUGUUUUGACAUGUUUUUAUUUAUAGAAAAAUGUGGAAACCAAUGCCAAAGUUAGCUAUGUUGAUUUAUAUACUUACUAUUUAGUUCUUAAGCUGUAUAGUGUCAAUUAAAUUAGAAUUCUUUCCAGUAUUUUCUAGGAUCUUCAUAGUUUGAUGUAGUUAUGUGUUUGAAGAGUAAGCUGUUUCGUAAUUUUAGUGUAUCGUGUACAAUAAUAAGCGAAAUGUUUCCUAUCCUAGAUAAACAAACUUGUGUAAAUAUUUGAUGUAAGUUUAUUUGUGUAAAUCGAGUACCUACCUAUUGAUGUUCAUAUUUAUAGACGAUAAUAUUUCAAGAGUUAAAACAAAAUUUCGUGAGAAAACGGUGAGUUUCCUGUAAUCGAUAAUUUAUUGAAGCGUUGUAGAAAGCGAAAUUGGAAUCGAUUAAUGGUAGGUGUUAUUCGUAUGAGGUACUUGUAUGUUUAAAUUAGCGAUUAAAUUAUUAAAUUAAAAAAAUAUCACUGUGAAAUCGAUAUUCGUUAAUGUGCUAUUAUUAUUUCUUGUGGAAGCUAGUUAUUUUAUUAAGACUGAAACCAAUAUUCCAGUUUUAUUUUUUAAUAAAUUUCUUCGUGAAUUUCAUUCGUACCUAAAUUAGUCCAAGCGUGAAAUCUUUCAGUAUACGUACUUAAUGUAAAUUAUGAUAGAAUUUAUAUUAGAUAAAUAUAAGUAAAUUAUAAUAGAAACUUUUUGUCGUCCAUAUCUGUCUCCUUCAUGCUUAGGUCUUCUUCAGAUGUCGUUAACACAAAAAUGACUUAUCCAGUAAGCUUUUUAACGUCAUGUAAACAAGACCUAACCAUCCACACAUUGCCUCUUGUAUUUAAAAAAUAUUUUUUCAAACAACAAUUUAAAUAUAAAUAAAUAAAACUGUUGUUUAGAAAAAAUAUUUUAAAAAUCACACUAGGAAUGUUAACAUAAAUUACUCAAACAUCUAACAUGUUUCUCGCUCAAAAAUUCUUAUAAAAAUAAAUUGUAAAUUCAAACCAAAAAAUUAAUAAAUGUUAUCAUUUAUUUUUAACGUGUGGUCAGUAAAGUUUAGAUAAAUUAUUAUGUUAGAUUACAAAAAAAUGUGAAAAAUAAAAAAGCAAAAUUGUGAUUAAUUUUUC
Spodoptera exigua (beet armyworm) is the source of this 4980-nucleotide messenger RNA. Lineage: Eukaryota; Metazoa; Arthropoda; Insecta; Lepidoptera; Noctuidae. The record is from the annotation of a GenBank genome assembly.